Fusarium verticillioides 7600 is the source of this 1777-nucleotide messenger RNA. RefSeq lists its product as hypothetical. The transcript has 2 exons. NCBI's taxonomy places the organism in Eukaryota, Fungi, Ascomycota, Sordariomycetes, Hypocreales, Nectriaceae. Gene Ontology annotation, biological process: N-acetylglucosamine metabolic process. The record is from RefSeq and is a predicted model, not a curated record. Gene Ontology annotation, cellular component: cytoplasm. Bases 379 to 1008 code for a protein of 209 amino acids.
AAGAGGCCACCCACUCUUUACAUGUGAUGGCCCUUGAUGAGAAUUAUCUUUAAGCAAUCACAACUACUCAACAGGGGCACUUGUUCAAUAAUAAUUUCCUCAUUCAUGUGAAGGCGAUGGCUCGUUGCUUCGUAGUCGCUGACAUAAGCCAACUGGGGCCAACUUCUCACCGCAUGAGCACCACGAUGACCAUUCGAGCCUGUAAGUUCAGAACUGCAUUUCCUGUAAAUCAUAACGUUUAGCGCUAUAUCUCCGAUAGCACGAGUCCGUACCUUACAAGUAAAAAACAUACGCAUCCGAAAAUCAAUACCACCUCCCCAACUUAGCUGGCAGACGAGAUCUUUCAGACUCUCCAAAUCCUCAACAACCUACUACGAAAUGGGCGAGAAACCCCCAGAAGAAGCGCCAUUCCCUCUAACGGAUGUCGACAGAUGGGUCCUCUCUCAGACUGAUGAGGAGUUUCACAAACAUGAUUGGGAGGAGUUAAAGGAGAUUAUCAGAACGAACAACCUCUCUGUCCUGAAGCGCAAACCCUCUGACCUUCGUCGAUACAUGGCUUGGACUGCAGAGACCAAAGCAGAAUAUGGCUCCAUGACGAACUAUCUUCUUGAAAACCGCCUGCCUCAGGAAUGGGGAAACCCGCCAUUCACACCAAAAUCUACUGUCCCUUUCGAGGACCCUUCAGAUUACCGUAUCUUGACCAAUGACUGGCCUUACGGAUUGGAACCGGAUAUCAGACACAUUGUUGUGUGGUUGCGCACAACCGUCCCUACGGACUCCGAGACCGGUGAUAUGACACCCGAGAGCAGGGUUUUGGUCCAGUCAUUCAUCAAAAACACAUUUAUCGAUGCUCUGGGUCCAAACGGAGAGAGCAGAGUGCUGUGGUUCAAGAAUUGGGUCGCCCUUCAGAGUGUACGCGCCUUAGAACAUAUUCAUGUCCUAGUCCGCAAUGUGGACGAUGAUACCCUUCAGCGCUGGACUGGAGAAGGUCCGAAACAAAAGCUUUAGAUAGCCAAUAGACUUAGAAUCCCAGGAGAGAUCUAAUGCCCUCAAUGAGAGUUGGGAAAUCUAAGCAGCUCGACGUGCUCUGCGAUUUCCUUGGGGAGCUGCACCAGCACCAGCACCAGAACCAUCGCCCGCUCCUUGGAACUCGGCCAUCUUCUGCUUUCCCAUGCCUAAUAGCCCACUCCCGAGGUACACGCCAUAUGCCGGAAGAAUAAGCCACAGAAACCAAGCUUUAUUUCCGAAGAUAACGACAAAGAUUACUGCAGCCCAGGUAACCCAGAUUACGUCGAACAUGUACUCGGUCAAGCCAGGAGCGGACAGAUCUUCACCAGCGGUACGCAGAGCGCGCGUAGUUGGGUCGUACUUCGGUCGACCGGAAGCCUCGAGAAUGUACUCGCAGAUGAGGGCAGGCGCAGAAAGGAGAACGUAAAGCCAGAUAGAACGAGCACGGAAGAGGAAGUGAGAAAGGAGGAACAUGGCGUUGACGAUAAGAGAACCGAUGUGCAAGUUGCUAAGUGCCGCCGCGUUGGACUUGGCGAGAUCCUUUUUCGCUUUUUGGGCCAUUGUGUCUGUGUACUCACGAACACGCUCGGGUCGAUAGAAUUAGCUGCAGAGUGGUGAUAGCUGAGAGCACGUGGACGUUUGGUCGAUCAAGCUGAAGUAUUCACUGAAGAAGUGAGAAGUGGAAUGACGAUGCUGAUAACAGGGGACAGUAGCAAUUCCACCAAUCUGAUUGGUACCUCCACUUGCCGGAGUAAUAAAACUUGUAGAC